Molecule: messenger RNA, 2234 nt
Organism: Patella vulgata (common limpet)
Lineage: Eukaryota; Metazoa; Mollusca; Gastropoda; Patellidae
Product: organic cation transporter protein
Exons: 11
Coding region: 460-2157 (565 amino acids)
Biological process (GO): transmembrane transport
Cellular component (GO): membrane
Molecular function (GO): transmembrane transporter activity
Source: RefSeq, a predicted model, not a curated record
GUUAAGUUUUCGACAGUCAAGAAGAUGUAAAAUAGAGCCUGCCUUUGAAUACCGAUUUAAGUUCAUCGACGCUCAUCCCAUCUGAUUGUUGAAGUACAGAAUAGUUAUAGAACUUUGUAUUAGUCUUCUUUUGUACAUCAUCAUUUAGUGAAUAAAGUUAUUCUUAGAAGUUGACUGAACUGUGAAUUGUUAAACGACUACUAUUAUUAUAGGAUCUAUAUAGGAAGUGCGAGAUUAGUUAAACAUAUUGGAAGAUGAAAAUUACCAGAAGAUCAAUAAAAAUCAGAGGAGUUUAGUUUGUGUAGUUUGUUUUACACCAAGAACUAUUACCAAAGUGAAUACAUGUUAUUUUUUGUGGACAUUGGCCACCUGUUCAGAAAGUGUCCAUCUAGAAUUUUCAGGUCAAUAGGAUUCUAACACGUCAGUACCAAGAACCUCUCAGAACUACUAACCAGAGAAAUGGCAGUAAAGGGGGCGGAUGUUGAUAUGGUUCUCAAUGCAUUGAGAGGAAAGGGAUUAUAUCAACAUGUUCAACUUCUCCUUAUGCAAUUAUGUUCUUUUUCGUCUGAUUUUCAACUACUUGGUAUGAUCUUCAUCGGACGAAUUAUUCCCCAUAAAUGCUCUGCGCCCCCUAAUGGUACUGAUAUAACCAUAGAUGAAGUAGAAUUAUCACCCAGUAAUUAUACAGUGGAAUACGGACAAUGUAAUAUAAAUAUUAAAUACAAUACCACUACUUCCACCAAUACAGAACACACACUACCAUGUAUAUAUGGUAUGACCUACACAGAGAGAAAAGAUGCAUCGAUCGUUUCAGAGUUUGAUCUUGUUUGUGAUCGUGACGCGCUCGGCGAUUUACCACAGACGCUGUUGAUAUUAGGACAAGCCAUUGGUGCGCUGGUUCUGCCGUUUUUCUCAGAUCGUUAUGGACGAAAACCAAUCAACAUUAUCAGCUAUGUUUGUGUCAUUGGGAUUGGCGUUGCUACAGCUUUCUCUAACAGUUAUAUAACGUUUGCCAUACUUCGACUGUUAAUGGGAAUAGUACAACAGGGGAUGGUAUUGAGCCUUACUACGUAUUCUAUGGAAGUGUAUUCGACGCAAUAUAGAAGAUAUGUAGCAGUUAUUACUACUGUCGUUUGUGGGGUCUCUUUUGUCUCCAUGACCCCAUUCGGAUAUUUUUUGCGAAUGGAAAGUUGGCGAACCCAGCAACUUGCUUUUUGCUCUGUGUCGCUGUACAUUAUUAUUGAAGUCAUAUUUCUAGAUGAGUCGUUAAGAUGGUUGGUAGCAAAUGGAAAAUAUGACAUCGCUCUCAAGAAUGUAAAGAAGGCAGCUAAAUGGAAUAAGGUUGAUGUCAAUGUGGUUGUAGAAAAAUUUAACGAGAUGAUAGAAAAACAGACCUUAGCUACUUCCGAGCCGGAGAAGGACGGUCAGCUUCUUUUAAACGAGGGUGAAACGAUGCCAAUUGAGAAAAUAGAGAAAUAUAGUUUAUUAGAUAUUUUGAAGAGAAAGAAAUUGGCAUUAAACACAGUCAUUCUGUGGUAUCUAUGGUGCACGGCUGCUUUGUCAUAUUUUGGUUUAUAUUUUACGUCGUCGACUCUAGUUGGCGAUAAAUAUCUCAACUACUUCCUGAAUGCGUUAAUGGAAUUUCCUUCUGGGGUUUUAUUCUUUCUGCUUGUUGAUAGAUUUGGUAGAAAGAGAACACUAGCAAUAUUUUUUGCUGUAUGUGGGAUUGGUAUGAUCAUUGCUACUAUUAUUAAAGUUACAUCCGAUAGUUAUGCAGCAUCAAUUUGUGUAACUAUUUUUUCAAUGGUUGGUAAAAUUGGAGCCGGUGGUGCUUUUGGUGCAUGUUUUUUCUACACCCCAGAAAUAUUUCCUACCAAUUUAAGGAAUGUUGGACUCGGAUCAACGUCCGUAGCUGCUCGAGUUGGUGGCAUGUUGGGUCCAUUCUCAAGAGUUUUGGCUCAACAUAUAUCAUGGGGUCCAGCGGCUAUAUUCGGUGGCUGCUGUUUACUUGCCACCCUCUUGAUCAUCUUUUUACCGGAAACGACGGGAAAGGAACUUCCACAGACUAUGGCGGACGUGAAACUUCUGUACAAAAAGAUACCAGAUGGAUCGACAGUAAAACUGAAGGAUGGACAGACAGAGAUAAUAAAAUCGUAAUUUUAAAUAGAUAAACAAUAUCUAAAAUGGCGAUUUGUCUUUAAAAAAACAGCGCGAAAUAAAUGAAGUUAACCCGA